This is a messenger RNA of Aspergillus nomiae NRRL 13137, 2844 nucleotides long. RefSeq names its product molybdenum cofactor biosynthesis protein Gephyrin. The annotation marks the transcript as partial. The transcript is spliced from 9 exons. Gene Ontology annotation, cellular component: cytoplasm; cytosol; proton-transporting V-type ATPase, V0 domain. Gene Ontology annotation, molecular function: molybdopterin molybdotransferase activity; proton-transporting ATPase activity, rotational mechanism. The record is from RefSeq and is a predicted model, not a curated record. Gene Ontology annotation, biological process: proton transmembrane transport; Mo-molybdopterin cofactor biosynthetic process; molybdenum incorporation into molybdenum-molybdopterin complex. NCBI's taxonomy places the organism in Eukaryota, Fungi, Ascomycota, Eurotiomycetes, Eurotiales, Aspergillaceae.
ACAAGAGCUCCGCUCCACCGCAAUCUUUCUAUCGUUUGCGAGUCUUUCGUCAGGUGUCUCAAGGCCCUGUAGCUUCUUCGCUGUUUCCUCCAGCUUAAAAAAUCGUGUCGAAAGUUGGAGGUCACCAUGGGUCUCGUCUAUCCAGCUGGUGCUGCUACCGUGUCACUCCUGGUGAUCGGGGGAUAUAUGCUUUUUCACGGAGAUGGCGAACAAUUUAAUGUUGGUCAAUUUCUCGAAUCGGUAUCUCCAUAUGCUUGGGCAAACAUUGGUAUCGCGAUGUGCAUAGGUUUAUCAGUUGUUGGAGCAGCAUGGGGUAUCUUCCUUACAGGUUCAUCGAUUGUCGGCGGAGGUGUCAAGGCACCAAGAAUUCGGACGAAGAACUUGAUCUCCAUUAUCUUCUGCGAAGUAGUAGCUAUCUAUGGUGUCAUCAUGGCAAUCGUUUUCUCUUCGAAGCUCAACCUCGUCGGCGAUGACGAAAUCUUCUCCGGCAGCAACCAAUAUACUGGAUACGCACUCUUUUGGGGUGGCAUCACUGUGGGCAUGUGCAAUUUGAUCUGUGGUAUCUCUGUCGGUAUCAAUGGAAGCAGUGCAGCUCUAGCAGAUGCUGCUGAUGGAAGCCUAUUUGUGAAGAUCCUUGUUAUCGAGAUCUUCAGCUCCGUCCUUGGCUUAUUCGGCCUUAUUAUCGGGCUUCUGGUGACACAGAAGGCUAACGAAUUCAAAAUGACAGACAUCAAACUCAAGGCAGCGAUAUUGAUCGUAUCGGACACUGCCUCUAAAGAUCCUUCCACGGACAGAGUUGCUGACACUCUUACGUCUUUCUUCUCCACGGAGGGGUCAAAUACUUGGGAUCGACCGGCCACUAAGAUCGUACCUGAUAAUGUACUCGAUAUCCAACGAGCCAUUUGUGACUGGACAGAUGGCCCAAAUUGGGUAAAUCUCAUCCUUUUGAGUGGCGGUACGGGCUUUGCGGUUAAGGAUAACACUCCUGAGGCUGUCUCGCCUCUGAUUCAUCGCCAUGCACCUGGCCUAGUUCACGGCAUGAUUGCCGCUUCUCUGCAAGUUACACCUUUUGCAAUGAUGUCUCGGCCUGUCGCGGGUGUUAGGGACAAAACAUUGGUUAUUACCUUGCCUGGGUCGCCAAAAGGGGCUAAAGAGAACCUCGACGCGGUCUUCAAGCUUCUGCCACAUGCAUGCACUCAAGCGGCUGGUGCUAACUCUCGAGCCAUCCAUGCCGGCGGUGUCAAGAAACUAGAAGCUGAAGCAGGGUUAUCCUCGGGAAGCAGAGUGGAGCCGAAUCGCGACCAUCACCAUCAUCACCAACAUCAUCAUUCUCAUCCUCAUGGUCACGGACAUGGCCAUGUUGCCCCCAAGGCGCAUACGUCACCAUCUGAGAGACCACAAUCAAAUGAUCCCAGUGCAGGCCCGAAUCGACGAUAUCGCGAAUCCCCGUACCCAAUGCUAUCAGUGGACGAAGCACUUGGAGUGAUUAGCCAACAAACCCCUGAUCCAGUGAUGAUUGAAGUUCCUGUAACCACUGCCUUAGUCGGAUCUGUCAUUGCCGAGGAUGUCUAUGCUGCAGAAGCUGUUCCAGCGUACCGAGCUAGCACAGUAGAUGGGUACGCCGUGAUUGCACCUGAAGCAGCAGAUGUUGGACCAAGCACAAAGGGGGUAUUCCCCGUGGCGUCUAUUUCUUACGCCAACCCAGGAGGGUCAUUGUCCCCCUUGGAGCCCGGAACUAUCGCCAGAAUAACCACAGGGGCUCCUCUUCCACCAAAUUCCAACGCUGUAGUAAUGGUUGAGGAUACAGUGCUCGCUUCUUCGACCCCUGAUGGGAAAGAGGAAGCAACAGUAGAGAUAUUGACUGGUGAUAUUAAGCCCAACGAGAAUGUCCGUGAGCCCGGCAGUGAUAUUGCGCUGAGAUCGAAAAUCCUCCACAAAGGAGACCUCAUUACGCCAGUCGGAGGCGAGAUCGGCCUUCUAGCAGCAUCUGGAACAAAAACAGUUAAAGUCUUUAAGAAGCCAUGUGUGGGUGUUUUAAGUACUGGAGAUGAGCUCGUUGAGCACGACGAUCCGAGAAAGCUCCAUGGAGGGCAAAUUCGAGACUCUAACCGUCCAUCUCUUCUCUCGUGCCUUGCCUCUUGGGGCUUCCCCACUGUCGAUCUAGGAAUUGCUCGUGAUACACCAGCAGGUGAGCUGGAACGGAGCCUUCGGGAUGCUCUUCGCGGAGUGGGCAGGGCAAGUUCUAGUGUAGAUGUGAUCAUCACCACUGGCGGCGUAUCCAUGGGUGAGCUCGACCUGCUUAAACCCACUAUCGAACGUACACUAGGCGGGACCAUCCAUUUCGGCCGCGUGUCCAUGAAACCAGGCAAGCCGACCACAUUCGCCACGGUCCCGUUCAAACCAACGUCAACUCAACAAGCCCAGCAAGAGCGGGAGACUAAGCUUAUUUUCUCAUUACCUGGAAACCCUGCCUCGGCCCUCGUGACACUAAAUCUAUUCGUACUCCCCUCUCUUUACAAGCUAAUGGGCAUGGGCGAAAAACAAACUGCGCCCGGCUUAUCUUCAACACUUGGAUUACCACUCGUUUCAGUCAGCUUGACACAUGCGUUCCCGUUGGAUCCCAAGCGUACUGAGUACCAUCGGGCUAUUGUGACGGCGUCUCUUUCUGACGGCCGAUUGUACGCCUCUAGCACAGGUUUAGGAGGGGUUGGGCAGCGGAGCUCUAGAGUAGGAAGUCUAGCGAGCGCAAACGCGCUCUUAGUGCUCCGACCAGGAAGUGGACAGAUUGAAAAGGGUGUCUUGGUAGAGGCAUUGAUGCUGGGACCGGUCGUAACAGCGCAAUAA